ACCUGGAAGAAUCUAUUCGUUUCAUCACGAAUUUUCGGCCACAAAGUACUCAUCACUUGGUAACAAUGGAAAAAUUUUCAAACCCCGAGUUCCUGAGGGAAUUUAUUGAGUUGUACCAGUCUUUUCCAUGUUUGUGGAAAGUAAAAUCGGGGGACUACAUGAACAGGAUCAAACGUGACAAGGCAUAUGCAGAAUUGAUAAGCCUCUGCAAAUCUGUUUGCUCGUCGGCCGAUCUUCAACAUGUAAAGACGAAGAUAGCAAAUUUAAGGACUGUUUUUAAAAAAGAAAUGAACAAAGUACAGGCCUCAAAAAAAUCAGGUGCCUCUGCGGAUGACAUCUAUGUGCCAAGAUUGUGGUACUAUGAUCUGCUAGUGUUCACAGUGGAUCAAGAGGUGGCAAGGGACUCCAGGUCCAACUUUUCAAAUCAGGGCUUGGAAAAACAACAAUCGACUGAGGCUAGCCCAGCAGAGGAUGUGACAGCACAGAGUAGCAGAGCUGCAGAUAUAGAAGUUGAGGACCAAACAGAACAUCUGGCCCAGAUUCCACAGAGCAGUACUUUGAUAGAAGAAGGUAGUCAACAUGAAAUGGCAGGUGCAAAGGGUUCACAGGGUAGAAACAGAAAAAGAAAAAACAAUCCCUCCACACAACAGCUGUUACACGAUGCAGAAACCUUACUGAACACAAAGUCUGAUGAGUUUGACGCCAUUGGUUUUACAGUUGCGUCCAAACUCAGAAGGAUGGACGAAGAGCAGCGGCAAUUUGCCGAAUAUAUCAUUAAUGAAGCGCUGCAUAGAGGGUUUAGGAAAACACUUCGUGAAAGCACAAGACUCACAGACUACACCACUACUGAUUACAGGAAUUACAACAGUUUUCCGCAAGCACCAUUACAACAGUAUCCCCCAAAUGCAAACAUGCACCAGAUAUGUACACCGCCUUCCGCUUCUCCAUACGAGCAGCAAACUACAUGGACAUCCAUGCUGUCACCUAUACCCCCAAACAAUGGACACAACAACAUGUCUAGCUGCGAGACGGAGAAGCAACAUUUGAAUUAUUCACAUCUGUGAACCAGCUAUUGUGGACCUGGACUUAUUAUUGUGGACCUGGACU
Messenger RNA from Xenopus tropicalis (tropical clawed frog), 1107 nucleotides. RefSeq lists its product as uncharacterized. Gene Ontology annotation, biological process: regulation of DNA-templated transcription; DNA-templated transcription. Gene Ontology annotation, molecular function: DNA binding. NCBI's taxonomy places the organism in Eukaryota, Metazoa, Chordata, Amphibia, Anura, Pipidae. The record is from RefSeq and is a predicted model, not a curated record. The coding region runs from base 66 to 1064 and encodes 332 amino acids. Gene Ontology annotation, cellular component: nucleus. The transcript is spliced from 3 exons.